Plectropomus leopardus (leopard coralgrouper) is the source of this 1323-nucleotide messenger RNA. RefSeq names its product serine/threonine/tyrosine interacting-like 1 (gene styxl1). Gene Ontology annotation, biological process: positive regulation of intrinsic apoptotic signaling pathway; protein dephosphorylation; negative regulation of cytoplasmic stress granule assembly. NCBI's taxonomy places the organism in Eukaryota, Metazoa, Chordata, Actinopteri, Perciformes, Serranidae. Gene Ontology annotation, cellular component: mitochondrion. Gene Ontology annotation, molecular function: protein phosphatase inhibitor activity; pseudophosphatase activity; protein phosphatase binding. The record is from RefSeq and is a predicted model, not a curated record.
GUCAGUUCAGUUGCCUAAUUGUUGUGUGUGAAAACCUCAAAAAGCUGUUUGUUAUAAAUAAGAGGAAACUGCCAGUCAGACUCAACAUGACUGCAGAAAUGAAACAGUUAAUCAAUGAUAAAUCAAAUAUAACUAAAACUUUUUCAUCUUCAUGUGUGGAUAAACAGCAAGUCAUUUACAUGGUCAAGAAAUUGAUUCUUGUGACUUUAAGACUCUACAUCAUCACCAACCACCAAUGAGGGAAAGCGCUGAGUCGCUUAGCAACAAAACCUAAACAAACAGCAACUAUGCUCCUUGAAAGCAUCUUAGAAAGUUAGACCAGGUGCUUAUUUGUAAGAUGCUAUGUUCUUCCUAAAAGGUCAAUCUAUUUAUCAUGUUCAUCUACUCUUGAUAUUUGUUUCUGGCCACUUUUUUCCCUUCAAUGGCUGAAAUAAUUAUAUUUGAGCCACUUGAGCUCUACAAUCUGCUCAACCAGUGCUGCCGAGUGUCGAGGCUGGCAGAGAUCAACUACCUCUGUUUGGUUGAUGCUCGUGAAACUCAGGAUUACACAACGAGUCACAUCAUAACAGCCAAAAAUGUCAAAGUGGAUUCAGAGGGCACAUUCCUCCUGCCAGAGGCUGUGGAGGUUGACAGUAUGCAGCAUGUGGUGGUUUAUGACAACAACACAAGCAAUUUACUGGAACAAGGCAGAGCAGCUGAAUGUGCUCAGGCUUUAGCUAAAGUGAGCCUCUCUCCAGUCCACGUGGUGAGAGGAGGCUUUCAGAGGUUCUCAGGUCUGUACCCUUUUUUAAGGACUGAGAAAAUCAUCUAUACCAUCACGGAGCUGGAAAACCUGAAGAGUUAUCCAGUGGAGAUCAUAGCAGGACUGCUGUACAUGGGUGACCAGAAACAAAGCAUGGACUCCAGCGUCCUCAAAGACCUGAAAAUCAGCGCUGUCAUCAGCAUCUCACAGAGGGACACUCUGGAACCUAAAUCCAUUCAGGGGAACCAGAGCGUCCUGCACAUCCCUGCGGCCGACUCAGUGGCGUCUGAUUUAUAUUCAAGUUUUGAGAGGAUUUGUAGUUUUAUUGGUACACACAUCAACAUGGGCUCUCGUGUCCUGAUCGUCUCCAGGCAGGGCAGAAGCCGCUGCAGUGCUGUCGUCAUUGCCUUUCUCAUGCACCACCUUAAAUACACACUAAAGGAUGCCUGGAGGUACGUGCUCAAAUGUAAACCUAACAUGAGGCCAAACACAGGUUUUCUGCAGCAGCUGUCUGACUGGGAGCUUCACAUUACGGGAUCAAAAGUGACCAAUAUCUCUGAACCUAAUUUUUAAUAAAUGAA